Molecule: messenger RNA, 1897 nt
Organism: Carica papaya (papaya)
Lineage: Eukaryota; Viridiplantae; Streptophyta; Magnoliopsida; Brassicales; Caricaceae
Source: RefSeq, a predicted model, not a curated record
CAGAGAAAAAGAAAAGGAAAAAACAUGGAAGAAAUGCAGAUGCAAAGCAAAUGGACAAGAAUUCUCUUAUAUCAUAGUAACGUUUGGGCUUCAAUGAAUUUUUGUUUUCCUCAUCUGAAUUCUUCAGUUAGCUGAUUCUCAGAAAGAUUCAUUUGCUUUCUAUUAAUUCAUCGAGCGUAUAGCCAAUUAUUGUUUGCGGUGAUCAAAAUCGAAACUGAGAUGGAGGAUAGUGGCGCGAAGACAGGAAUGUGGGAGAAUUUCAUGAGAAUCCACCAAAAUUCAAUUAAAUCCCUCUUUCAGCGUAAGAAAUCAUCAGCUGAUAACGAAAAAGAUGGUGCAUCUUCCAGUUCCCCGAGACCCAUUCCUCAGCUUUCCCCCAUUGCUAACUCUGUCGUGUCUCGAUGUUCCAAGAUUCUUAAAGUCCCUACUCAAGAAUUACAGCAUCAUUUUGAUAUAGAGUUGCCUGAAAGUGUUAAGCAACUUUUUACCUAUGCUAGGAACUUUUUAGAGUUCUGCUCAUUUCAGGCAAUCCAUCAAUUGAUGAGACAUCCUGAUUAUUUGAGUGACCCGGAGUUCCGUCGGUUGACAUAUGACAUGAUGCUUGCAUGGGAAUCUCCUAGUGUUGAGAGUGAAUCACAACACAAAGAAACUGUUUCUUGCAGUAGCCAGGAUGCAGAGGAUGAGGAUGGGUGGUCCCUCUUUUAUUCAAGUUCUACAAAUAUGGCUGUACAGGUUGAUGACAAGAAAACUGUUGGGCCAGAGGCUUUUGCACGGAUAGCUCCUGUUUGUGUUGCUGUUUCAGAUGUAAUAACUGUCCUCAAUCUGUUUGAUGCGCUCACCGGCUCUUCAUGCCAUCGGCUUCAUUUUCUCAUAUAUGAUAAAUACCUUCAUACACUUGACAAGUAUGGAUCAAGAUCAUUCUCUAUCAAUUUUGUAAAAUCUACUUACAUCUAUAUAUGUUGCAAUAAAUUGGUGAACGAUUUGGCUAUAGCAUUCCAUGGUGCCUUCAUUCUCACAGACAAUAGAAAAUUGAUAAAAGAAUACCAUACACUUUUACGAGUAUCUCAAACAAUACAUCUCUGUGGAAUCUAGUUUUAAACUAUCUCAAAUUAGGACUCACCAGUCACUUUUCUGAUAACACAAACAGAAAUUAAUUUCUGCACUUGUUACGUAUGUGUUUAUUAAAUCACUGUUAACUAGAUACAUGAAGCUUAUGGAUAUUAAUUUUGAAAGUUUUUUAUUAUAAAAAAUAUUAGCAGGUCACAACCUGAAACAUCUGAAAAAUUUGUAAGUUCUAUGAAAGAUACAAUUGCUAAUGCUAUACCAACUUUGAGAGAUUGGUUCAGAUAAAUGAUGUUUAUGUAAUUUACCUAAAAAUUUUUUGCUUCAGAUCAUUUUCUAGAGCUCUUUAUCUUCGUGAAUUCUCUAGAAUGUUACUUUGGUCAGGCAGUAAGAAAAAUGAACUGAGAUGCAUUAAUUGAAUUGAAUCUUUGCAGGUUCUGUAUUGCAUUUCUGGUUAGGAACCCUGCAUAUUUCUUGUUUCCUCAACUUGGUAUAGUGAUAGAGAGUAGUUUGUUUAUUUUUAAGUAGUUCAUAUUUUUUGAACAUCAAGAAAUCACUCAUUAGCUACCAUAUUGCAUUACGGAAAGGACUGUGUUUUCUAUAAACAUUAUUUCAUCUUCCCUUCCAAUCAUUAGGUGCAAAAGUUUAUUGUGACAUUGGAAUUUGUGCAAUUUUUCUCAAGGCCUUUAUGGUGCUCGUGAAAAACAUUUGUGUGGGAGUGUGGUCUUAUUUGUGUCUAUCGGAGUAGGGCAAAAUGAUGUUCACUUUGUUCUCUGGGGAAAUUUCCUAAAACCCUCUUGUUCCUCAAGUAUUUCCUUGCCGAUUGGCCUUUGUA